Molecule: messenger RNA, 2487 nt
Organism: Acanthoscelides obtectus
Lineage: Eukaryota; Metazoa; Arthropoda; Insecta; Coleoptera; Chrysomelidae
Source: the annotation of a GenBank genome assembly
GAAAAGAUGAAGACUACACUCGAGUCGGAAGGUAGUACGCCACUGCUGGGCAUUUCCCUGUCGAAUGCCCCUCUAGAAUACACUACACCAGCAGGUUUCAACAAGCCCAUGUUCCGGCCGAAACCUUCGUCUAAGCCUUCCGAAGACAAGUUUGUCCUUGUACCAACGAUCUCACAUGACACGAGUCGACCUAACAAGACCCAAGAGUACAACUCAAUUGUAAACAUACUCAACAUGUUGAAUAAUACGUCCACAAACAGACCAUUCCUUUCAAGUGACAGGACAACCACGACUGGCGGUCUCAGCAGCACAACAAGAAUACCCGACUAUAAAAUAACCUCUAGACAGCCACCAUCUACAUCUUACGUAUUCAGUACGACUAUACCACCACGCAGGACGACAAGUACAACCACAACAAAGAACACAAGACCAACAAAGAAGAAGCAAAGCAGCAAACCUACGAAGAAACCGACUACUUUGUAUAUUUAUUCUUUGGCACCAACCAAGACCACAUUUGCUAACUCACCAUCAGCAUUCAUAACCUCUGCUAGACCUCCUUCGACAUCAUAUACCUACGGUAGCUCACAACCUACUAGAAGGCCAAUUCAGACAAGUCAGGUGAGCGGUCCUGGAUUCACAGUGACUUCCAGCCCAAUCUUCACCAGUAAGUUUCCAACACCUGCUCCCACAGUUAUAGUACUUGGUCCCAUAACUGACAACGAGGUCGCAACCGAGCCAUUUAUACCAACUACCUAUGAUCAACGACCUGCGACAUUCUCAAGACCUACACAGGUGCCCCAAAGAAAACCUCCAAUCAGUCCCGUGAAUCACGUCACCAUCAACAAUCACGUGACUCAGAAUAUAUACAGUACUAGUGAGAGACCUUUGCCUACGGUUUUGAUCACACCUAAGCCUAGUAUAUCAUCAACCUUGCGGCCACAAGCAGAAGACCAAGAUACUGUGGAGGUGGUUUCAGCUACUCCAUCAUCUGAAGAUGUCAACUUCCCUCCUGUAAGGCAUCCAAACUUGAACCUUUCUAUUCCUGCACUAAACGAAGACGACAUCACUACACCAAUUUUUGUUGAAGAUGAAGCACUCAAUGCCAAUAUGGAGUCGUUUGUGAAUAAGAUCAUCCAAGACUUGCAGCAACCAUUUCACGAUCUGAAAGACAUAGUGUACAACAGAAACAAGACCUCAUCGUCAGUGCUGACUUUGAGUACUACAACGAAGAAACCUGUGAAGAAGCAAGGUACUACUUCGGCUGGAACGACAACAAAGAGACCUGCUGGUACUACGAGGCCGACGAGAUACCCAGCGACGGCUUCAAGACCUGGAACGACAUCUAGGCCGGUGACAACAAAGAAGACUACAGUUAGGAGGACUACGACCACAGUGACAACCCGGAGACCAGCUUCGACUACUACGAAAAGAGUGAGAGCGACUACGAGAAAGCCGAUAACGACAACUCAGAACUUGAUAGAGCAUUCUACUGAGCCUAUUGUUAUUGAUAACGAUGAUUACAGAACACAAUGUGGAAUCAGGCCACUGGUGGAUCGAAAUGGAAGGAUCGUAGGAGGAAAAGGAGCAGCGUUUGGAGAAUUUCCAUGGCAGGUGCUAGUCAGGGAAUCAACGUGGCUAGGAUUGUUUACCAAAAACAAAUGUGGAGGAGUCUUGAUUAGCCAUAGAUACGUGAUGACAGCCGCUCAUUGUCAACCUGGCUUCUUGGCCUCCCUCGUAGCAGUCUUCGGCGAGUUUGACAUCUCCGGGGAUUUGGAAAGCAAGAAGCCGAUCAGCAGAAACGUCAAGAGAGUCAUAGUGCACAGGCAGUACGACGCUGCAACGUUCGAGAACGAUCUGGCACUUUUGGAACUCGAACAGCCAGUGCAGUUCGAUUCGCAUAUCAUACCAAUCUGCCUACCGAGAGACGGCGAUGACUUCACUGGCCGAAUGGCAACAGUGACCGGCUGGGGACGCUUGAAGUAUGGCGGAGGAGUACCCGCGGUACUACAGGAGGUUCAAGUACCCAUCAUGGAGAAUCACGUGUGUCAAGAAAUGUUUAGGACAGCUGGUCACUCUAAAGUCAUCCUGGAAUCGUUCUUAUGUGCGGGAUAUGCUAACGGGCAGAAGGAUUCUUGCGAGGGCGACUCCGGUGGACCUCUCGUCCUUCAACGACCAGACGGACGGUACCAGCUGGCAGGCACAGUCUCGCACGGCAUCAAGUGUGCUGCGCCCUACCUACCAGGCGUCUACAUGAGGACGCAGUACUUCAAACCUUGGAUAACCUCGAUAACGGGCGUUACGUCGCCUUGAUGAUCAAGACCAUACAAAUCAGUGUGAUAGACCAAUAUUGUUCGAUAAGCGAGAGGCUUUCUGUUUUUGUAUAUAGUAGGAAUAUUGUGGUUGAAUGAAAAGCCACCAGACGGUGCUAGAAUACUUAAAUCUUUAGACGCCUGCUGGUAGUAAGAAAUGUUUAGGUCUUUUGAGGAG